Chaetomium fimeti is the source of this 658-nucleotide messenger RNA. RefSeq lists its product as uncharacterized. The record is from RefSeq and is a predicted model, not a curated record. The transcript is spliced from 4 exons. NCBI's taxonomy places the organism in Eukaryota, Fungi, Ascomycota, Sordariomycetes, Sordariales, Chaetomiaceae. The coding region runs from base 102 to 569 and encodes 155 amino acids.
GGCGCUGGGAAACGUGGGAAACGUGGGGGGGUUGGAUCGCAGCGCAGAAGUAUUUUACAGGGCCUUGGAGGGGUUGUGUGAUUUCGCCCGAGGAUGGUGCAAUGCAAUCCCGCGGUUCGUUGACGUGCCUCUCUCUCUCACUCUCUCCGUUGAUUUUUUUUCUUUGUCUCCGCUCUCCCACAACGGCGCGCACUUGCGUAUUAAAUAUUUUAUGUUUCUCGUACCCCUUCGCUGUGGAUUCGGUUGAAGAAUGCCGAGUCCACUCCGGCUUGGUUGCCCCCUGGAUUUCAAAUCGGCAACGAAAAUGUCGGUUCUGCGAAAAAACAGUGCCGCCGGGUGUGUCAGGCGCAGAAUCGCAGGAAGCUGAGGGGAGAGCAUUGCGACACCGGUCCGCAAGCCAUCUAUCGCCCGCAGCAGAUCAAAACUCGCCGAGGCAGCGGGGACAUCAGAGCAGUCGCACGCAGGCGGGUGUUGACGGAGGUGGCCGAACCUGGGGAGCCGUAACAAGCCGCAGGUACAGUGGAUGUACAAAUCCACCAACACGGGCUGAGAGACCAAUGAAGGUUUGAGUUCGAGAAGGGUUCGAUCCGAGAGACCGGGUUUUGCGGGGGUGGAAGGGCUGACAAACUCGGUCUUGACCCUAAAAAUAGGGAAUGUU